Molecule: messenger RNA, 1314 nt
Organism: Camellia sinensis
Lineage: Eukaryota; Viridiplantae; Streptophyta; Magnoliopsida; Ericales; Theaceae
Source: RefSeq, a predicted model, not a curated record
AUGAAAGCCACCGCCCUUAUGGUCUUCAGCGACUCCAAGCUGGUGGUCAAUCAAGUAUCAGGGGAGUAUGAGGCAAGGGAUGAAAGAAUGGCCAAGUAUCAAGCGUUGGUCCGAGAAGAAAUCAGGAAGUUCCCUGCGAUAAGAGUGGAACAGAUCAACCGCGAAGAAAACAACUCGGCUGACGAAUUGGCUGGGCUCACCUCCACUCAGACAGCUUUUCCUAACCCCUUGAUGAUAGAGUUUUUACCCCAGCCAAGCAUUGAGGAGCCGGAAGCAACCGAGGUGCUCUGCACCGACUUGGGUCCUUCCUGGAUGGAUCCCAUCAUCGCCUUCUUAAAAGAUAGAGUUCUACCAGAAGAAAAGAAGGCAGCCCACAAAAUCCGAGCAAAGUCAGAGCGGUUUUGGCUCUCCCCAUCUGGAGCCUUGUCUAAGAGGUCCUUCACCGGGCCGUAUUUGAAGUGUGUCCACCCCGCCAAAGUGGAGACUUUUCUCUACGAAAUACAUGAGGGCAUCUGUGGAAGCCAUACUGGAGGCAGGUCCUUGGCUUACCGAGCAAUUUCCCAAGCAGCACCGGGCAAUCGCAAGUUCUUCAUCGUCGCCACCGACUAUUUCACCAAGUGGGUGAAGGCCGAGCCACUGGCGACCAUAAAGGAAAAGGAUAUGAAGAGGUUUGUUUGGCAAAACGUCAUUACUCGUUUCGGUAUACCCAGGGCCCUCGUCUCAGAUAACGGCACUCAAUUCGAUGGGAAGCACUUUCGCGGAUUUUGCGAAGAGUUGAAGAUCGAGUUCUACAAUUCGAUGCCGGCCUAUCCUCAGUCUAACGGUCAAGCAGAGGCCUCAAACAAGACCAUCUUGGAUGGGCUAAAGAAGCGGCUUGAAAAAGCCAAGGGGAAAUGGGCUGAGGAACUUCCCAACGUGCUCUGGGCAUACCGCACUACCCCAAGAAGGUCGACCGAGGAAACCCCAUUCGCUUUGGCCUAUGCCGUGGCAUUGGAAUUAGACCUUGCCGAGGAAAGAAGGGAGCGGGCACUAAUCCACAUCGCAGCUUAUCAACAAGAACUCUCCAAGAAAUACAACAAGGUGGUGCACCCCAGGCUAUUCAAGGUUGGGGACUGGGUUUUGAGAAAGGUACUUGGCAACACGGUGGUCCCUGGCGAAGGAAAGCUCGGUGCGAAUUGGGAAGGACCAUACAAGACCCUUAGCCUCUUGGCACUAGAUGUAAAAGAUAGCAAUGCUUUUGUAAUAAAAAUAGCACUCUUGUUUGGUAUUACAUCUCUGUACAAUGAAAUCGCAAGGACACAAGGCAAUCAUUGA